Enhydra lutris kenyoni (northern sea otter) is the source of this 1383-nucleotide messenger RNA. It is a transcript of the gene RP2, whose product is annotated as RP2, ARL3 GTPase activating protein. Lineage: Eukaryota; Metazoa; Chordata; Mammalia; Carnivora; Mustelidae. Gene Ontology annotation, cellular component: cilium; periciliary membrane compartment. The record is from RefSeq and is a predicted model, not a curated record. Gene Ontology annotation, biological process: post-Golgi vesicle-mediated transport. Gene Ontology annotation, molecular function: GTPase activator activity. The coding region runs from base 138 to 1190 and encodes 350 amino acids. The transcript has 5 exons.
GGCUAACCCGGGCUGGGGACGGCUGGGCCGUUUCGCUGGGCGGUGUCCGGAGCGCUUCGGGGCCCGGGCGCCCGGGGUUCACGCCACACUCCCAGGGGAUACCUGAACGAGCGGGCCGGCGGGGAGUGGCCGGGACCAUGGGGUGCUUCUUCUCCAACAGGCGGAAGGCUGAGAAGGAGUCGCAGCCCGAGGGCGGGGAGGGGCGGCCGAAGCAGUACAGCUGGGACCAGCGCGAGAAGGUUGAUCCAAAAGACUACAUGUUCAGUGGCCUGAAGGAUGAAACAGUAGGUCGCCUACCUGGCCAAGUGGUGGGACAACAGUUUCUCAUUCAAGACUGUGAGAACUGUAACAUCUAUAUCUUUGAUCACUCUGCUACGAUUACUAUCGAUGACUGUACUAACUGUGUGAUUUUUCUGGGACCUGUGAAAGGCAGUGUGUUUUUUCGGAAUUGCAGAGAUUGCAAGUGUACGCUCGCCUGCCAACAGUUUCGUGUGCGGGAUUGUAGAAAGCUGGAAGUCUUUCUGUGCUGUGCCACUCAACCCAUCAUUGAGUCUUCCACAAACAUCAAGUUUGGCUGCUUCCAAUGGUACUACCCCGAGUUAGCGUUCCAGUUCAAGGACGCGGGGCUGAGUAUCUUCAAUAAUACCUGGAGCAACAUUCAUGACUUUACACCCGUGUCAGGAGAGCUCAACUGGAGCCUUCUUCCCGAGGAUGCUGUAGUUCAAGACCAUGUUCCUCUGCCUACUACCGAAGAGCUCAAAGCUGUCCGCGUUUCCACAGAAGCCAAUAGAAGUAUCGUUCCAAUAUCUCGGGGUCAGAGGCAGAAAAGCAGCGAUGAGUCAUGCUUAGUGGUAUUAUUUGCUGGUGAUUACACUAUCGCAAAUGCCAGAAAACUAAUUGAUGAGAUGGUCGGUAAAGGCUUUUUCCUAGUUCAGACAAAGGAAGUAUCAAUGAAAGCCGAGGAUGCUCAAAGGGUUUUUGGGGAAAAAGCACCUGACUUCCUUCCUCUUCUGAACAAAGGUCCCGUUAUUGCCUUGGAGUUUAAUGGAGAUGGAGCUGUAGAAGGAUGCCAACUUAUCGUCAAUGAGAUAUUCAAUGGAACCAAGAUGUUUGUAUCAGAAAGCAAGGAGACAGCAUCUGGAGAUGUAGACAGCUUCUACAACUUUGCUGACAUACAGAUGGGAAUAUGAAGUGCAAUGUGGAACCAAGGACUGGUAUUAAGCACUUUUUAAUUUGUGUAUUAGCAACGGUUUUUACUAAUGAUGAAACUGUUAAUGAUUAUUUUUUAGUAAAUGGUUGAAUACUGCAUCAUUUACUUCAGGUUCAAAAAUUGUAUUGGGAUACAUGGUUGGCUCAGUCGGUAGAGCAUAGGAUUCUUGAUCU